AUGGUGGGACUAGCAGGAGAAGCAUUCAAGUUCAUGACCCCUCAGGAAUCAACCCUAAUGUUUCAGAGAGCUGGAAUGACGAGGCUUCAAUCGGUGACCGUAAUCGUAACUAUGUUAAGAAAGUAUGAGGACCCACCUACAGAGGUUCCCAGAAUAAGGAGAUUCUGCAUAGCAUUGGCGACUUGGAUGAUGAGGGAAAACAGAGGAAAUGCUGGUGGGUUUAGAGAGUUGGGGUUUGAGAAGGAUUUGGAAUGUGUGUUGGAAACUACUUCUGAAGUCGAGAGCUUCAAUAUCUUCUCUGGAACUGUUGGGAUGAGUCGUCACAGCUUAUGCAUCCAUUCGUUGGUGGAAACUGCAAUGGAGUUGCUUGUGGCACAAUGA
Molecule: messenger RNA, 381 nt
Organism: Linum tenue
Lineage: Eukaryota; Viridiplantae; Streptophyta; Magnoliopsida; Malpighiales; Linaceae
Source: the annotation of a GenBank genome assembly